AUUCUACCCCUCUCCACUUCAUUGUUUGGAAUGCCUAAUUCACCAGCAAUGGGUUCAAGAAGUUGUCAAAUUUCACCAGAUUCUGCGAAUUGAAAAGUUGCCAGAUUUCACCAGAUUUUAUAUGCAUUUUUUAUUAUUUUUUUUUAAUAAUAAUUUUCAUGAAAUUCUUAUUUAAAAAAAAAUAACGCAAUGCAAACAUCAAAUGUAUAAUUUUAAUAGGCGAGUUCGGAUAGUCAGGGGCUGGAGCGGGACAAAUUUUAGGGUGCUUUCAAAUGACAUUUAAGCGUGUUAAACUGUCACUAAUCGGACUAAGCCGAACGCUAAAAGGGUCGUUUGGAGUUAAAAGUGUUAAAGGAGUUAAAGGAACUUGGCAGACGAACGCAAUGCAAAUAGCCAUAAUAACAACAUUUCUUUUAAAUUUCAUAGAAGUCCAAUAUCCAACAUUUUUAUUGUAUAUAGAAUAUAGAAGAAUGAAUAUUUUUUCUGUUUGAGGAUUUUUAUUUUAUUUAAAACUUCAAAAUGAGCCUAGAAUUUAAAAUUAUCUCCUUAAAUUGCUGGGGUAUCCAAUUCGUUUCCAAAGAUAGGAAAAAUAGGAUAAAAGCUAUUGCUGAAUAUUUGGCUAAUAGUACUUAUGAUGUUGUUUGUUUACAAGAAAUAUGGACUGACCACGAUUUUUAUUUGAUCAAGGAUGAAGUAUCUUUGGUUCUCCCUUACUCACAUUAUUUCUACAGUGGUGUAACUGGUUCUGGAGUAUGUAUAUAUUCAAAACAUUUAAUUGAGGAAGCUUUUUUUCAUCAAUGGCCACUAAAUGGUUAUAUUCACAAAAUACACCAUGGUGAUUGGUUUGGUGGGAAAGGUGUUGGAUUGUGUAAAUUAACAGUUAACAAUUUUAGUGUAAAUGUAUAUACUGCCCAUUUACAUGCAGAAUAUAAUCGAAACAAUGAUGAAUAUGAAGCUCAUCGUAUUUUACAAGCAUAUGACACUGCUCAGUUUAUCUUGCUCACUUCUCAAGGUGUUGAUUUAGUAGUACUAGCUGGUGAUUUGAACACUCUACCUGGUGAUCUUGCCUAUAAAGUUAUAAAAGCAGUACCAGGUCUUAUAGAUGCUUUUGAUGGCUGUGAAGUACCGAGAGAUGAGAUAGCUACCUGUGAAAAUGUAAAAAAUAGCUAUACACCCACGAGUUUGGUGAAGAAAAAGAUUCCCGGUCAAAGAAUAGACUACAUCAUGUAUCAUCCAGGCUCAAAAUUACAAGUUACAUUAAAAAGUUAUAGAUUACCUUUACCUGAUCGUGUUCCUUAUUGCUCUUACAGUUACUCUGAUCACGAAGCCAUCGAAGCAACUUUAGAAAUCAGCAAAAACGUAGCUAAAAACAUCAAAACAGAUAAUGACUUAGAAACUGUACUGCAUGAUUGUAUGUCAGUUUUGAACAAAUCUCUUGAAAUAUUAGUGACUCAUAAACGUGUUUAUAUUGGUCUUUUCCUAUUAUUAAUGUGUGUUUUGUUAUUUUCUUUUGCUUAUGACGCGCCUGUAGGUUUUUCUAUUGUUUACAAUUUUGGAAGAGUAGUAGUUGCAAUAUUUGCAGUGUUUUUUCUAUUGAUGGCAAUUCUUUGGAAUAAAAUUGAGAAACAUGCAAUUCUUGCUGGCAAGUUAUCAAUAGAAAAAUCGCUCAAGAAACUUUCAGAGUUAUGACAGUUCUUAUAAAUCAUUUAAAAUUGAUAAUCUAUUUCAAACAUGCAAAAUUGAACUGCCCAAGUUACAUGGGAACUUUCUUUUGUUAAAUAAUUGUAGAAUAAGCCGACACAUUAAAAAAAUAUGAAGUUGAAAAUUAAAAUAGUAGUUUGAGUAUUCUUAAUAUCAAAUUAGUAUUUUUAGAGAAAUUACCAAAUUUAUAUACUUAAUUGUUAAAAAUUAAUUCAAAGCCUGAAGAGUGUGACGAUUAAAAACAAAAUUUUGACAUGGUUAAUUUUUAAUGAAUUUUAGUUUUAAUUCUGCCAAAUAUUUAAUGCCAUUAAAGAUAAAAGAAAUAUUGAACAUCAUGAUCUCAACAGAGGUGUAUUUUUUAUUCAAGAAUUGACUAACUAUGAAGUUUAAUUAGUGCUAGUAUGUUUUGCCAUUUUCAUCCUCAGGUACACAAAUGUAUUGGUUGGAUUUUACUUUCUCAACUUUUUUAUGAAUUAUUUUAUAAAAGAAAAUUAUCUGUAUACUAUUUUCUCAGAAGGAAAAGGAAGACCAAAAAUAUCAAUAAUAAUUAAGCAUUUAGAAAUUAUUCUGGGUGAAAAGUAGUAUUUAAUUCCAAUUUAUAAAGCUAAUUAUUUUGAAAAUAGUACGAUUACAAUUGCUCCAAAUUUACAAAUAUUUUAACCUAUUAGUCAUGUAGCCCAGUCAGUAUUAAUGAUGGACCAAAAUAGUUUCCAUAGUGGUCCAUUUUCUAUAAAAAAUUAAGAACCUUGUGGUUAGAGAUGUUCUUAAUGUGCCAUCUCUACGAUUAGAUGUAUGUGACCUCUCUGCAACUAUUCCAGAUGUAUAUGAUUGAGUGAAUCAUGUUCUUUCCAGAACAAAAUCUGCUGUUUCGUCUUCCUUGUUGGAUUCAAUAAACUAGAUCAUUAAUUUUCUUCGACACCAUAUAGGGCCCCUGCAACUACAUAUUUUCUCUGGGGAAUAUACAACAUCUCUUCACACGAAAUCAUUAAUUUAGUAACAAUGCAAUAUUCUUUUUAAGUUCAUUUUUGAUUUAGUUAUUUGUUAUGUAGUGCAUUGAACUUAUAUUAAAAUUAGCUUUCAAAUUAAGUGACACACUUGAUAAAAAAUGACAGUUUUUAUGUCGCUAGAGGGCGCUAAUAAUAAAAAGUAACGCAAUGAACAUCCAUAUUACUAAAUUCCUUUUUCAAUGAAGUUCCAUACGACCAUCUUACUAUUAAAAACAUUUAGGGUAUGGUCGCCAUCACAAAAGCCUUCAAUAAAAUAAACAUUGACGUGCUUCGGGUUUUUUUAUAAUGCCCAAUACUUGAACUGCUGAAUUUAUUUCACACUG
This is a messenger RNA of Psylliodes chrysocephalus, 3031 nucleotides long. Lineage: Eukaryota; Metazoa; Arthropoda; Insecta; Coleoptera; Chrysomelidae. The record is from the annotation of a GenBank genome assembly.